AUGAAGGGAGCUUUGGUUCUAGUAGCAGCAAUCACCAUUGUGAGAGCCGCGUCCAUUCCUCCUCUGACUUCCGGUGGUUCACAACUUUUCUACGCUAUCCCUCCUUCAGCUGCAUCUCCUUGGGCUCGUUCCACUGCACCAGCCGCUAUUGACACCUCUAGCGCUCCUGCCGGCUCUCAACUGACCUACGCUGCUGCUCCCUCAGUUGCCUCUCCCUGGGCUCGUGCUUCCAUUGCUGCUGUUGAUGCCUCCAGUGCCCCUGCCAGCUCACAGCUGAUCUACGCUGCUGCUCCCUCUGCUGCUUCUCCUUGGGCUCGUGCCUCUCCUGCAGGAGCACCUGCUCCUCUUGAUGCCUCUAGCGCUCCCGCUGCCGCUCAGCUGAUCUACGCUGCUGCUCCCUCUGCUGCUUCUCCCUGGACUCGUGCCUCCCCUGCAGAAGCACCUGCCAUUUUUGAUGCCUCCAGUGCCCCUGCCAGCUCACAGCUGAUCUACGCUGUCCCUGCUUCAGCUGCUUCUCCCUGGGCUCGUGCCUCUCCUGCAGGAGCACCAGCUGCUGUUGAUGUCUCUAGCGCUCCCGCUACCACUCAGCUGAUCUACGCUGCUGCUCCCUCAGCUUCUUCCCCAUGGGCUCGUGUCUCCACUGCAGGAGCACCAGCUGCUGUUGAUGCCUCUAGAGCUCCCGCUAUCGCUCAGCUGAUCUACGCUGCUGCUCCCUCAGCUGCUUCCCCAUGGGCUCGUGUCUCCACUGCUGGAGCACCUGCUUCUGUUGAUGCCUCUAGCGCUCCCGCCACCACUCAGCUGAUCUACGCUGCUGCUCCCUCUGCCGCUUCUCCUUGGGCUCGUGCCUCCCCUGCAGGAGCACCAGCUGCUCUUGAUGCCUCUAGCACUCCCGCUACCGCUCAGCUGAUCUACGUUGCUGCUCCCUCUGCUGCUUCUCCCUGGGCACGUUCAUCUCCUGCUCAAGCACCAGUAGCCUACACUCCAUUUAGUGUUCCCGCUGCUUUUCAGCCAAUCUACGUUUCAUCCUCUGCGGCAGUUUCAGGUGCUGCUCCCUUAGUGCGUUUAACUUCCCCCUUCGUUGAAGUUCCUUCAUCUGUCACUCCUCAAUCACAAAGUGCCUUUCCUGAAGGUUUUGUAGUUUUGCGAUCCCCCUUUGGUACUCCAGUGUCCUUUACUGUGGGUUCAGCCGCUUUCCCCAGUCUACUAAGUAAUUCUGCACCUUCCGCUGACAACAUCGUGGCUCCCUCCCCUUCUAAUGCUGCUCCAGCUAAAGCUAUACCUUCCCCCACUGCAAACAUUGCUACUCCAGCUAGUGCCGAAUCUGUUGAGUCAAGUGAAGUCAAAACUGCCCCCUUCGUUCCUGCUAUGGUCCAUUCAUCUGCUUCAGCCCCUUCGUCUGCCUCAGCCCCUCUAUCUGCUUCCUUCGCCUCUGCACCGGCCCCUUCAUCUGCUUCAGCCCCCGCACAAAAGUCCUCCGCACCUGUUAACGUUUCUGCACCACCUCCACCGCCCAAAGAUUCUAAUUAG
Molecule: messenger RNA, 1527 nt
Organism: Macrosteles quadrilineatus (aster leafhopper)
Lineage: Eukaryota; Metazoa; Arthropoda; Insecta; Hemiptera; Cicadellidae
Product: ice-structuring glycoprotein-like
Exons: 3
Coding region: 1-1527 (508 amino acids)
Source: RefSeq, a predicted model, not a curated record